GUUAAAUGGGCGGUGACGAAGAUAGAGAAAGACUAUUAUACAACUAAUUUAAAAUAAGAAUGACCUUUCAUUUCUCCAAGAUUCUUUGAGUACACUUCAAACACAAAGGUCUUACACAACCUAAAAAUAACUAGUUUACUUUUCCACUAUGUAAACUUCCUUUGUCUCUGUCAGUUUUAGCUCAUUGGGGCAGUAUUACCAGCUAAUUGUCAACCCUUUUUAGCUUCAUAUAUGUUCUAUAUAAACUUCCCUCGUUGCCUCAGCAUCAUAUCUUCUUCACUCCCAAAUGGAUCAAAGAUUGUUUGAUGCAGCUCAAACAGGGAACUUAGAGCUUUUAAAAGAAUUACUCAUCGAAGAUCGACUAAUCCUCGAAAAGGUUCCCUUGUGUUCGGAGACGCCACUAGAUAUAGCAGUGCUAGCGGGAAAAUCCGAAUUUGCGAAAGAGGUUAUAAGACUGAAGCCGAAAUUUGCAACAGAAGUGAAUAAAGACGGGUCUAGUCCGAUUCAUGUAGCUUCAGCUAAUGGAUACGUUGAGAUUGUAAAAGAACUGUUAAUGUUAACAAAUAAUCAAGUUGUUGGCUCCUGUAAUUUAUGUUGUCAUAAAGAUAUAGAAGGAAGAACUGCUCUUCAUUGUGCAGUCAUCAAAGGAAGAAUUGGUGUUAUCCAUGAGUUGUUAAAUUCUGCUUGUUCUUCCGAUUGUGUUCGACAAGUGACUGCAAGAAACGAAACUGUUCUUCAUCUUUGCAUAAAGAACAACCAGUUCGAAGCACUGAAAGUCUUGUUGGAGAGUGUCGAUGAUGCACUCUUGAAUGCCAAAGAUCGGGGUGGUAACACUGUUGCAUUUGGCUAUCUCAUCAUAGAAUACUUAGAAACUCUUCGUAACGCCGGUGCUGAGAGAUCCCGAGACAUCAUCCUUAAUGAUCAACAAGUUGGUGGAGCCAUACCUCCUACGCCGGUAAUUUCCAGUCAAGAUGUAACCACGGUUCAUCAAGAUCAUGUUAUCAUUCCUAUAAGACAAGAACCGAUUAUGUCUCGGGCAACAAAAGUACUGAAAGAUUUCUCCAAGGAGAUCUUUGGAGAAAUUGAAAACUCGACCAGUGAAACACGAAAUGCUUUAAUGGUUGUUGCUGUUCUCAUAGCCACUAUCACUUACCAAGGUGGGAUGAACCCACCAGGUGGUGUUUGGCAAGAUCACAAACAUGACAAUAAUAGCACUAUUACUACAGACGGUACUGCCUUAGGAAAUACGAUGCACCACGCAGGAAAAGCCGUUAUGGUGUAUGAGCAUCUUUGCUUCACACUGUUCAUGGUGUUCAACACAGUAGGGUUUUUUUACUUCUCUAACCAUAAUCUCACUGCUCACGAGUAUAUUUCCUCUCAAAGCUUGGCUUCGACUCGCUGCUAUAUCAAUGGCAACCGCCUUUGGGUGUGGUGUGUGCUUUAUUGCAUCAUUUAGCGGGUGUGUAAAGAUAUUUCUUUUACUGUUCUUCUGUAGUGCUGUUCUUGGUUGGUAUUAUUGGUGGAUUGAAAAAAUUGCGUUAGUCGCUCUGAGAAGGUUGAACAACUCAGAGAACGGGAACUAUGUUCAGCGGGUUGUUCAAUUCAUAGCAUCUCAUUCAUUCAGGCCGAACAAUGCAGUCCAGGACGAGGUUCAAACCAGAUGACACCAUGAAUAUACAUGUCUUUUUUCAUUUUAACUUUACAGUUAUGUAGUAAUGUACCAUCAUCUGAAACUACAUAUUCAGGCCAUUAUACAGAUAUGUCAGUUCUGUGAUUAUACAGAUAUGUCGAUACUAAAAUGUUCUCACUAUAUUCUUAGAACUUUCAGCUUAAUCACUAAAUUAUGGUUUUAUUUAUACUGUAUUUGUUAGGGAAAAUCAAACUCAAA
Molecule: messenger RNA, 1888 nt
Organism: Papaver somniferum (opium poppy)
Lineage: Eukaryota; Viridiplantae; Streptophyta; Magnoliopsida; Ranunculales; Papaveraceae
Product: ankyrin repeat-containing protein BDA1-like
Exons: 3
Coding region: 287-1456 (389 amino acids)
Molecular function (GO): protein binding
Source: RefSeq, a predicted model, not a curated record